AGUCGAUACUCGAAUAAAAUCUCAGAGCCCGUGCUGACGUACCGAUCACUUCGACACCGCCCAUCGGUGGCAUCAUUGGUGUCGUUACCUGCCAAUUUCUUCAAAUAGUGUGUACGCGUAACGGAGAAAAUAUUCUGGUGAAAAUUGCAACGAAAUCGUUGCAAUCUUGAAUCAUGCAGCAUUAUGACCGGAAUUGCUAUGUAUUUGUUGAAAAACAUUUUACUUUCUACUACAAAAUUAUUGUAAUUGAAUAUUUCCUAUAUCGUGCGGGGAAAGAAAAAUGUUUGCUUAGGUCAACUAAAUUUCUGGUAAAAUACGAACGAGACAUUCCGAAAACGAAAUCGUUGCAAUCUUGAAUCAUGCAGCAUUAUGACCGGAAUUGCUAUGUAUUUGUUGAAAAACAUUUUACUUUCUACUACAAAAUUAUUGUAAUUGAAUAUUUCCUAUAUCGUGCGGGGAAAGAAAAAUGUUUGCUUAGGUCAACUAAAUUUCUGGUAAAAUACGAACGCAGACAUUCCGUUCCCGUUGCCGUUACCGGGAUUCUGCUCAAGUUAACCGGAAAUCUUGUUAACCCGAACAAAAUUUCGACAACUUCAGAAAAUAUCGUAAAAAGAAGUAUAACUUUAACGCAAUGUUUACUAUAAUACUCUCUCCGAGUAUGGAACGCAGAUCCAAUGAGUCCAAUUCGACCGAUUAGUCAUGUGUGUGGUGCCGAGUAAAAGUCUGCGUGUAAAUAUCAUCUUGGGCCACCGUGUAAAUCGCCGACGCGAAGCUCAUCAAGUAUCACGGAGACUGACCCACUGCUUCUCCCGGCAGAGACGUUGAAUGUAUAGCGUUUCGAGGAACAAGACGACGCGCACGACGGCGAGAGAGCACUCUAGGAAGGUCGCGAGUACAAUUCGCGUCAACAACGAGCGAGCUCCUUCCUGUCGAAUCGAGUGAUACGCUCACGACACAAUUACUAUCCGUAGACGCGUACACACUGAGCGCGACAACGUCGAGGAAAUCAUUGAGAUCUCUCUCCUUCUCUCUCUCGUGUGCAGAGUAGAGGAAAGAUCGAGUUGGCGCGCGCAGCAAGACGCAGCGAACCUGGUAUAAACGUGGCGCGUAAAAUGAAUCAACAGUGCAAGGUGUGCGGUGAGCCAGCGGCCGGUUUCCACUUUGGCGCGUUUACCUGUGAGGGUUGUAAGUCCUUUUUUGGGAGAUCCUACAACAACCUGAACAGCAUCGCCGAGUGCAAGAACGGUGGCGAGUGUGUCAUCAACAAGAAGAACCGCACCACGUGCAAGGCCUGUCGUCUGCGAAAAUGUCUCUUCGUCGGGAUGUCCAAGUCGGGCUCGCGAUACGGCCGCAGGUCCAAUUGGUUCAAGAUACACUGCCUGCUGCAGGAGCAACAACAGCAGCACCAGCAACAGCUGCAGCAGCACCAGCAGCAGCAACAGCAGCAGCAUCACUACCAAGCGGGUAUCUCUGGUCAGCAGUUGCAACUGCCGCAACAACAGCAGCAACAACGCAAGCCGACGAGUCCGCCGAUCGCAGUCCACGGCGGCCAGCGCAAAGAUGAGGUUCAUCUACUCAGCAUGGACGACUACAAGAACUCGAGCUCGCCCAGCAUUAGCUCGCCUGAGUCCCUCAACAGCGACAACUCGGUCGACGUGUCCGAGAGGCGAGCUGCCUACGCCGGCCACCCGGGCUUCCGGCCGCUGCAUCCGCAUAUGCAGCACUCGAUGGCCGACCUGUCCGUCCUGAGCAAAGAGAUGAUGAACUUGCCGCUGAGCUUCCAUCUCGGUGGCAUGUCUCUGUUGCCGCCCACUUUCUUACCGCCACCUGGUCUCACCAUGUUCCCGCCUUAUCAUCUUUACGCGACGUCACCCGCCGCACCCCAUCCCCUGGUGGCGCAUCAGGCGUCCAACAUACUGCGGCAUUCACCGGCGAUCAACGAUGAGCACAGCGAGCACCGUGGCUCAGCGAGCUCCGCGGUGGCGUCCGCGACGAUGACGUCCGCGGCGACGACGACGACGACGACGAUGACGGCGGCGGCUGUAACGGGCGUCGCGACGGCCGCUGUCGACGACAAGGAGGAUUGCGAGAGCAACGUGAACAACAACAACGACCAGUCGGCGCACAAUCACAACGUGCGCGCGGUCAGGGACAACGCGUCGCCCGCCACGGACCACGAGGAGCACUACACGAAGCGAUUCUAUCUGGACAGGGUGCUCGAAAGUCAGCGAGCGUCCUCUGAGAGAUCGCCCACGCCGGUGAACCCGCGGUCCUGCGACACCGUCUCUCCCGGUUGCAACUCCGAGCAGGAGGCCGAUUAUUCGCUGCAGCAGGAGCAGCCGAUGGACUUGUCCAUGAAGGGCACCUCCACCACCACCACCUGCGCGAGUGACCACUCUGAGGAUCAGGAGAGCGCAAGCGACGAGGAUGACUCCCCUGAGAAGAGACGGAGACUCCCGAUAGACUUGACGACCAAAUCCUAAGAGUUGCGCGCGGCUGGCGCGAGAACGCGGAGUUCGAUGCAUGUUUUUUGUUGUUGCACUGUAUCUUGUUUUACCGUAUCAAGUUUGUGAUAUUCACGGGCGCGUAUCUGUAGUCGCGUCGCUGCAACUCGGAUCUCACGCGAGAUAUAUCCGAGAGAGAUAACCGGACUCAGAGUGUACUCGUGGUCGCGUCCCACCGAAGAACUCGAGUCAAAAGCCAGAUCUGAGAUAUAGUCGUUACUUGUUACUCACAUGAGACAAUCAGAUCUGAACUUUUCAAUAGAAACAUAAGACAUCACACUUGCAAAAAUUCAUAUCCGCCUCUGAAUUCAAAUCUGAGUAUCUCACCUGAGGUAUACGUUUACCUGAGGUAAUGACUAUUGAUACAGGCCUGAGUGUCUCACGCGUGAGACGAAUUUCGCGCAGCGACUACAGACACGGGCCUUAGACGCGAAUUAGAGAGUAGACAUGUUUCUUGUAUAUCGUAUAAAUAUUUAGAUAAUAGAGCCUUCUCUGACGAGUCGCGAGGCGUAGACACGCGCGAGUGUGCGAGUGUGCUCGCGUUUCGGCGCGACUUUCGGGGGAACUGUCGCGGGACGCUGUUUACAACUGGAAUCGCGCGGAUAUCCAAGCCGAUCUUUCCGCGGAUGCGGCAGGUGUCCUCGAGUCUUCAGUGAAUCUCCCGCGCGACCAUCGUUCGUUGUGGCCACGCAACGACGUGAACACGACGACAUCGGUCCUCUCCGAUCGUGACCUACGCGUCUUGGAGCGUACAUUAGAAGCUUUCCGCAGUGUCCAACAUCGCCGGAGCCGGAGGACUUCUCACGCUCCUGCUGUCCUAUCUCCCGCAAUCGCCUCGCGCAAGCGCCCGGAUGACUUUGGUAACACAUGCGCGAGAAUAAAUAGGUAUCUAAAGCCUUUAGAUAUGUAUCUAUCCUUGAACGCAUCCUUUGAGCAAUGCGGUAAUAACAUUGCUUGGGUUAGCCGGCGCGCAUUAUACAGGAUCCAAGGUUGAAACGCGCUCCGAUUGGAUUCGACUGUCCCCCCUUGCUCGUGAGAUUCCCGACUCUCGUUCCGAAGACAAUCCGGAUUGUUCGUAAUAACGCGAUCGACUGACGAGAUGCGGAAUCGCUCGGACACCUCCACCCGCGAAUAGUUCCGUAACAGUUCCUCCCUUCGCUCCCCGCCUCCCUUCGAGUCGAAUAUGGACGUUGACUGUUUGCUGAUCAUUUCCGGUCAUACCUUGUUACCUUUAUCGUGUUUUAACCUGACGUUAAUUUAAACAAUACCGUACGAUCUUAGGAGAGUUUUUGUAAUACUUAACAGUUGACCGAGAUAACUUCACGACAUAACACGGAAAUGAUCGGGGAACUCUCGACAAAUUUCCGAAAGAGGAUAGUUGUCAGUCACGGCGAAUUAUCCGAUCGAAUACGCGAGGACGUUCGAAGUAAUUCAAAGACGAUUGAAUUGGUUGGACGUAUCGAUCAAUCUCGACUCGAAUUCGAUUUGCAUAAUCGGGCUCCUGAUUCGACUCGAUCGACCCGCCCGCGUCAGUAGCAUUGUUAGAAAUUAUUUUAUUUAAACGCACACCGACGAGACGACAAUUAUCUAUACAUCCCGACAUGCACGUCAAAUUCACGACAGAGAGACUCAUCCGAGUCGAUCGGAUACGACUACGACGCGAAAAUUAAAAAUGUUGCUCGCGUGUGAAUAAGAUGUAGCAAUAUCUUGACAUCAGUUGCAAUGUCCGCGUGCUUCGACGCAACGAAAAGCACGAAAGUAAUCAGCGAGUAUAAAGCGUGACUGGAUCUCACAAUGCGAGUAUGCGUGUUUGUGCAUGUUAUCGCGAGGGAGAAGAAUGUGUGUCAUGCGAUUGCUCGCGACACGAACACGAUGCUUUCAGAUCUUGAGAAAAAUCAUAGAUAUCGACGGCGCCCGUGUAAAAUCGUUACCAAACUUUCCAGAAAAAUCGUUAUAUAAUCUUCAUUAUUGAUAUAAUCUUCAUUUUUCUCAUGGAUACUUUUCUAAGAGAAACAAAAAAACUAAUAUAUUACCUUAUUAAUAUGUAUAUAUCGAUAUUAUCCUUUCAUUAAUAUGUUAAUAUAUCGAAUAAAUGUAAAAUUAUGUUAGAAAUGUAAAAUUAUAUUAGAGAUCACGUAACGUGACGCGGAGUCACGUGUCUUUUGGACAGGCUCACUAAGAGAACGGCAUUGCAAAAUGAUGAAUCGUCGAGUAAUGAUGAAGCUGAAAAUGCCCGGAGACGCCUGUAGUCACCACACUGAGACGAAAUAUCAGAAAAUUCACUUGGCGUAUAAAGUUUACUUGUGCGUCUCUUGAGACAGAUCUUAUGCCCCAAAAGUGUAUUUUCAAGUAUCUUCUUCUCAGUGCGCCUACUCUUCAACGGGCGCCGUCGAUACAGUUCCGCGUAUACCGCUUUGUGCUUCGCCGACAAGAAUUCCUGAAAUUCCCAAACAACGAAAAUCCCUUUUGCACAGAAAGUUCCAGCCACCGCGGGUGGCUUGGGGCAGAUUAAGAAAUUGUUUAGAAGAUUAAGAAGAGAGAGCGACAGCGCUCUCGCACAAUCCCCGUGAGAAGAGAGCGACUUCCUCUACCUGACAAAGAGCUCCGUGUUCUCAGUCGCGAAUUAAUCGGCUGGUGCUAAUAAGACCGAGCCGGGCGGCAAUCUGCGCCGGGACACACGUGGCCGCGCCGCGUGAACGGCGGAGUUUCGCGCGCGGCAGCCCUUAAUCAGCUCCUCGCGCUUACGACCAGCGCGUCGAACCCCCGUGACCUCUUCCUGCGCGCGGACGUUUGCUCCCUUCGGAUGAUCCGCACACACAUACGCACGCUCGCUCGCUCGCACCUUUGGCCGCGAACGUUUAAGUGCGAGCACGCGCGCGGAUCGCGCGGGGAGGAGAAGGAAAACCCGCGACGGCCGACGUCUCAAUUCCGAGGCGAGCGAGCGAGCCGUCGAUCGAUGCUCGCUUGCGCAACGGCCAAUCGACUUUAACGAGAUUCCGCCGUUUUAAUUAACGAGCGCUCGCUCGCGGUAAUCACGCGAGGCGAAGCGCGCGCGUGAGACGAAGACGAACGACGAAGGACGCGAGCGUCGCCCGCCGACCAUAAACACGUCGCAACGUCGAGCGUGCGUGCGUGCGUAUAUACUAUACACGUGUUCGCACGCACGCCACGCACCGGCGCCGUGUACACGUGUACGUGUACACGACGUUGGUAGCCGCGCUUUAUCUUGGCCAGGGCGCGACGGCUGCCGUUUCCGCCGGCUUUCCCCGCGUGUCUUUCCGCGAUGCAUCCUUGUCGGUGGAAAGGCAACGUUCACGAGAGAGAAGACGUCUCGGAAAAGCGUUCGCUGCGUUCAGACGGUAGAAUGGACGAUAAAAUGUCCGAGGGACUUGUGUGAUUUCGCGAAACAACGAUGAAUUCCUGAUCUUUUAUUUGUGAGAAAUUGCUUCUGCAAUCGUUAAAUUCGUGUUACGUUGUCUUCCAAAUUGACCUCGGCUUCUGCGAGAGACGAUCGAAGGUUGGCUUGAUAAAAGCAUGAUUUCUAAUCGCCACUCAGAUACUUCACUUUCUUUCUGAUUUCCUUUAAUCUAGGAUUGAGCAGGCUCUCUUUUAAUGUAUGUGCAAUUGUAAAGUAAAUUCAAGUUAGUAAGAUAAAAUAUUAAUGUCUGAACAUGUAUUUUACUCUGAGCCUUGGUUUGGUCUUUAAAUACGAGUAUUUAACAUCUUAACAGAGAGAACAUUUUAGAGAGAAAGAAAGUAUGUAUACACAUAUCUCGAAUAUAUACAUAUAUUCUAUAUUAAUAAUUUAAUUAUUCGUAUUUAAGGAUCAAGGAUAAAAAUAAGGAUUAGAUGCGUAUCCAAACAUUGGCGUUUUUACUUUAGAACCCAAGUAACGCAAUUACAGCGGCUCUUAUUUGUUUGAAUUUAUGUCACGAUUCGUCAAAGUUUGCUUGCUGCAAGUUCGUACGUAAUCACACUUCGUAUGCUGAUGUAUGCGAGAGCAUAAGCCGAUGUUACAACGUAACCCUCGACUAGAGCUUAAAUCUAUCACGUACCUUCCCGCACGAUUCGCGAGGACCGCUGGAGAAAUCACCUGUCGCGAAUGAAUCCGCGCGAGGAUUCUCAACACGAGCAUCGAGAAUUUCGGGGGAAGCGUUCUUCCCGGCCCGGGUGGGUUCUCACAGGUGCCACGGGCGAUACUUUGCCCGUCGUUUUGUUCACCGGCGGACACAGCUUCGCUUUUAAGACGAAGUCGCGACGCAAUUUGUAGACCCGCUCGCGACCGGUAGUGCCUUUCUGGAAUUUAAGAGUAGCUCGUAUCGGCGAGUCCGACGAUCGACGAGAUUUUCAUCGCGCCGCAGGUAAAGAGGAGAAGCUCGGAUACGGUUGUAAGCGCGCCUCGACAAACUACCCGAAUCGUGGACGCCAUUAUCAUAAAAUAAAUAGACCUUAUGUAAAAAGAAGCAAAAUAUCGACUCGCGAUGGUAGCAUAAGGCGAUACUCACAGUCCGAUCUUACAUACUUAAGUAGUCGUAAAUCCAUCCUGAAGCGAUACUGACAUAACGCAACGACGUAAGUUGUGUUAUUUUCUUACUUGACUGCGCAAAAGUACAAGUACUUUUACAGAGUGAAGGUACAAAGGUCAAUGCAUUGAAGAGCACCCCAUGCUAUGUCAGAACCAAAAGAAUUUUGUUUCAUUUACAAAAUUUCUUUUUGUUUUCGAUAUAACAUGGAGCAGCCCUCGACGCAUUGACAUUUGUACUUUCACUCUGCGAAAAUACUUUCAAUUCUAUGCAACCAAAUAGGAGAUGCAAUGCAAACUAAGUAGAAGAACAACGAAACUGUAUUGUGUUUGUAUCCAGCGUCGCCUUAGGAUGACAUAUGUAACCAAUGAAGCGAGCCCUUCAUCAGCAGCAUCUAGAGGUGAACAUAAGAGGAUCUUAAUUAUAAGAUCAGACUACGAAUACCGCCCCACAAUUACCGUGGAUCUCGAAAUUAUGUCUCGUUAUAAACAGAGCUCUCCCGCGCAAUCAGAAGCGACUCGUCGUCGUCGCCGUCUCGCGCACGUUUCCAGACAAAUACUCGAAAAUCUUGCGAUCGAACGCAAUCAUAAGUUAUAAGUCUCUGAGAUUCGUGUACAUAAAGUCUGUAUAUACCGAGUAGACAUAUAGAAUCGUUUCCUCCCCGGAUGUCUGUCUCAUAUAGCGACAGCCUCGACUACGUUCUCGUAGACGUACGUAAACUGCGAGAUGAGAACUUGAACGAAUAAUGAGCGAGCAGUUGAUUGUCGAACAUACCGUUGACAUCGCGUCUCUCUCACCGUUAAGCGCACACCUUCCCUGUAGAUCGAACGUAGUCAAUAAUGGCCAGUAUUGUGUAUCAACGAUUGUAAUAAAUCAUCUCGAACAUGUGCAAUUCUAAGUUCACUGUAUUCAAUCGCCGCGCGCGCGCUCAUCAUUUCAAUUGGAGCGCGUGUGCCCGCGAAGCGUGUAGAAACGCGUCUCCGCAUGUUGCGGCUAGAUAACGAUAAGAUAGGACUAGCAUUGUAAAUAAACGAUCGGCAUGUGGUUUGUGGGAACGGGACCGGGGCCAGUAAGAGUACUCACUUGUACGCUGAUAUUAGACAAUAAUAAAAGUCCAUCCUUUUA
Molecule: messenger RNA, 8152 nt
Organism: Odontomachus brunneus
Lineage: Eukaryota; Metazoa; Arthropoda; Insecta; Hymenoptera; Formicidae
Product: knirps-related protein-like
Exons: 3
Coding region: 1113-2483 (456 amino acids)
Biological process (GO): regulation of DNA-templated transcription
Molecular function (GO): sequence-specific DNA binding; DNA-binding transcription factor activity; zinc ion binding
Source: RefSeq, a predicted model, not a curated record